GGUGGGAGGUGGAGGGCGUAACGGAUACUUUCAUCACUGUCAUUGUCACUGGCCGGGUGAUCUGCCUCUCCCUGGUCGCCAUAAGUGCUAGGAUGAGCCACAGCUGCCCUACAGGCCAUGGCGCCACGCCCCGCUGACCUUUGCACAGGAAAUGAUAAACAAAAAAAUAUAGAAUAAGCCCUGAUAAAAAUUUCACAACAUUCAGAAUCCAGCUGUCUCCUCCAUGAACUGAGAUAGAAAGGAAAAAAGACCAAGACUCCUGCUGGCCAAUCUCAGCCCAGCUCUGCCAUGGACAAGCUUCGCAAGGCUCUCAGCGGCCGGGAGACCUCUGAUGACCAGGAUGAGGAGCGAGGGAACAUCAUCACUCAGACAGAGGACACACCACUCCUGCGUGUGAUUGAUAACAACAGUCUCAGCUGGAGCACCAGAGUGAAGGGUUUUGCAAUUUGCUUCAUCCUUGGUUUUGUAAUGUCCUUCCUUGGCUCAGCCCUGUUGUUCCUUCCCAAAGGACUCGUCUUGUUUGCUGUUUUGUACACCUUUGGAAAUAUUCUUGCUCUAUCCAGCACGUGCUUCCUCAUGGGACCUGUCAACCAGUGCAAGAAAAUGUUUGCCAAGACCCGCAUUAUUGCCACCAUUGUCAUGUUUUUGGCACUCUUCAUGACUCUCAUUGCUGCUUUUGUGAUCCACAAGAAGGCCCUGGCACUACUUAUGGUGAUCAUACAGUUCCUGGCCAUGACAUGGUACUCCCUCUCUUACAUUCCAUAUGCACGAGAUGCAGCCAAAAAGUGUUUUGCCUCCUGCGUGGAGUAAGCCUUGGCUCAUGAUCAAGUCCUUCCAUGUGUCCUGCUGUGCCUUGCACGUGAUAUGUGAGUCGUCAGUGCUACGUAAUUAACCUGAGAUUUUGUAUUUAUUGUAUUUCACCCCAAUAUGUGAAAGUAUAUGCUAAGAGACUAGUUUAUACAUUUCUAUGUUUGUGAAGAUUGGUGACGAUUUUAACUAAGAAAGCAUCUGAAUAGAAAGGCCCUUGGCUCCUGCAGGGAUUAGGUUAAUUCAAGAUGUGUCAGUCAAUAUCCUUUUAUGUUGUAAAUACAUAGAGCAAUGACCACCAUGGAAAAUUGAAGCUUUCAGGUUUCAUGUGGUAUGUCAUGGGAGUCUUUAAUUGAAACAAUUUGUAACAUUUCAUCUUAAAAUGCUAGGUAGAGUGAUGAGGGUGGCAUAUUAUACUUUUUGUGAUUUUUUUUUUUUUUUUUUUUUUUUUUCAACAAAAACUUCCAUCUUGUAGAAAUCACACUCAUAACAGAGGUAAUUUAUAAUGCUAUUUUGACCCCAAAAUAAUUUGAAAUUAUGAUAAAUGAGAUAUUGAUGUCUGAAAUUGAACUGACUCAUUAUAUAAAGCUUUCUAUUAAUGAAAGAACAGCAGAAGAAAUUGUUUUGAGGCAUAACUACAUCAUCUUGAUCAGUAUUUUAUGGCUGUAUUAACCCUGCAGUAUCAAGGAAAAGUAUUAUGAAUGUUAUAAAUGAGGGAUGUUUCUGACCCACACUCUUACUUUUAAGAUUAAACCAAAUUUUUAUUCAUAUUUUUCCACUAAUAGUACGAUACACCUCGCAUCAGCCUAACUAUAUUAUUUGUCAACUAAUGUAGUAUACAGCUGAUACUUACAUAUAUUUCUGUUAAGUACAACUAAGCUAGUAUAUAGGGGGUUUCAUCUUGCUUUUACGUGAAAAAAUUUGUAAUUUGUGUACACUAUAUAACUCAUGGUAUGGUACAGAAAGCUGCUCCUUACCCCAUGUCGCCCUCAAACCAAUAUCACAGCAACAGUGAUGGAUAAAAGCUAAGUGCAGUGGAGGCUCAAUACGCAAACAUCUUAAUAGGCAAACUUUUCAAUACUCGAACAUGAACGUUUGACUUAAUACUCAAAAAAAUACCUGGCAGUGAAACGUCUGCACACAUGGUUGUAAACAAAGGCUCCUGGGCUCUCCCUCCCCACCACAGCCAGUUGUUCCACCACAGUUGUGAGAACAACAUUCCUCUGCAUUUUGUCUGUAGUUUUUCAUUUAGAAACUUACAAUGGCACCAAAGAGGCUUAUUAGUGAAAAUAUUUUUGAUGAGGUUGUAAACAAGCUCUGGCCUCUCCCUCCUUGUUGCUGCCAGUUGUUUUGUUCUGAUAGUGGUAAUACUGGUAAUACCAAAGCUAAAAUACCAGUAUACACCAGACAUUUUCAUGGAUGGUGACUCUUACACCCACUAAUAACCUCCCUCCUCUUCCCCACCCUUCUCCCCUCCUCUUCUGUGUUAUCCUUCACUUACGGUAUCUACAAAUCAAAAUUAUAAAAGAAUUACAUUGAAAUUUUGUAAACUUUAGGUUUUGCUAAGGUUAAAAUGAAUUACCUGAUUUAUAGGUAUCGGUAGUUGAACUUUUGGAUGCUCAAACAACCAUUUGGAACAAAUUAAGUUCGAGUAUUGAGUCUCCACUGUAUAUUGUCAAAUAUUACAUAUAUAUAUAUAUGCAAAUAUUGUAUAUAUAUAUAUAUAUAUAUAUAUAUAUAUAUAUAUAUAUAUAUAUAUAUAUAUAUAUAUAUAUAUUCAUAUUCAAUACCUUACAAACACUACAUUCAAGGUAACAAUAUAAUAUGAUAUGAAUGUUGGAAGUUACACUGGAUGCCACAAAAACUUAAAAAACUAAUCUUCUAUUCGCUUGCAGUAUCUCAUAAGAAACAGAACUAGACAUCUUGUUCACAGUCAUUAUGUCCAUUUGCAGUGUUGCCAAUACAGUUCUGCUAUAAAUUUUUCUUUUUUAAUAGCAUUUAUAUGAUCCAACACCUUGUAAGGUAUUACCCCACAUCAUUCUUCAUUGAAUUUCCACCUUCUAAAUUGUCACGCUUAUCAAGAAAUAGAUGUACCAGCAGGAUACUACACUCAAAGGACAGCUUUGGUGUACUUGAGACCACUGCAGUGAUAAACUAUUUCAGACUUUAAUAAUUUUUGUGUUAGAUAUCACUUAAAGAACAUAUUUUCUUAGUAUUUUUUAUGAGUGAAGACGUUGGAUGAAACUUACUUUCUGCACUGAAACCAAGGGUUUUGAUCAAAAUAAAACCUGUAGAAGCUGUGGGCCUUGUGAGGAGUCACAACUGUUUGUAGCCUUGAGAGCAUUCUGUUGUAUUGUGACUAGAAAUAUUGAGCUUUGAUGGUAUUGUUUGUGCCUUCCAUUUAAACAUUUAUAUAUAUAUAUAUAUAUAUAUAUAUAUAUAUAUAUAUAUAUAUAUAUAUAUAUAUAUAUAUAUAUAUAUAUAUAUAUAUAUAUAUAUAUAUAUAUAUAUAUAUAUAUAUAUAUAUAUAUAUAUAUAUAUAUAUAUAUAUAUAUAUAUAUAUAUUCCUCCAUAGUCUCACCAAUUUACACAAAUGUUUUUAUAUACAGGUAACAUAAAUGUGUGCAUACUAUUAACAGAUGGAUGGCAAUCUAUGAAACUGCCCUCUGCUGUAUAUUUUUUUCUAAUAAUUUAAUGCUUGCUCUUACUGUUGAAGAUAUACAAAUAUAAAUUUUUGCAUA
This is a messenger RNA of Portunus trituberculatus (swimming crab), 3548 nucleotides long. Its product is annotated as vesicle transport protein SFT2A-like. Gene Ontology annotation, biological process: vesicle-mediated transport. Lineage: Eukaryota; Metazoa; Arthropoda; Malacostraca; Decapoda; Portunidae. Bases 289 to 810 code for a protein of 173 amino acids. The transcript is spliced from 6 exons. The record is from RefSeq and is a predicted model, not a curated record. Gene Ontology annotation, cellular component: membrane.